Molecule: messenger RNA, 1245 nt
Organism: Punica granatum (pomegranate)
Lineage: Eukaryota; Viridiplantae; Streptophyta; Magnoliopsida; Myrtales; Lythraceae
Source: RefSeq, a predicted model, not a curated record
AGAGAGAGAGAGAGAGACCUUUGUUGUUCCCAACGACAGUUGCCUGUAAUGGCUAAAGAAGUUCGGGAUCUCCAAACCAGAGCGAGGGCUGAAUCUGAAGAUGAUGAUGAUAAGCCAACAAUUUGGGGGAUUUUGAUGGCGAAGCCAAGUGGGCCCACCCCUGUCAGACGCCAUUUAUUUCGCUUUCUAGACCGAUCAACUCCUCUGCCCCGACUUGUAGUUGAGAGGGAAGAAGUAAGUGCAAGUGGGCAUUCACCUCCUUUUAUCCCCUCCAAGCAUUCCUUCCAUCAGUAGUCCAAAAGCCAAAUCAUUCCUCCCCCUCUCUCUGUCUCUUCAAGCUCACUUUCCUCUUCUCUGCAAAUGGGUAGUGAUUUGUGAUCCGGGGGACACGGCGGGAGCCGCAUAAGGUCUAUCUGUUAUUGGUCGUUGAUGGGCAAUUGCGUUGCUGCCUCGAGACGGCAUGACUCGGGCCUGAAGAUCGAUUGGUCGGAUGAUCCCAAGGCCGGUGAUCAGGCUCCCGUGUUGGUCGAGUUGCCCGUCAAGGGAAGCGAGGGCGGCAUUCGGAGUUCGGGGUUUGAGCUGAACAGCAAGGAGGAAAUGUUCUUUGAUUCCCAGCCAUGGCUCGAAUCGGAUUGUGAGGACUAUUUCAGUGUCUGUGAUGAGACUCCGUCCUACGGCAAUUCUCCAGUCCACCCAAAGAAGUUGAGAGAACAGCCGCUUCCAGUAAAGUCUCUCUCUACGGAAGCUGCUGUCGAUUCCGUAACCGAGCCCCCCGUGACCGAAUUAAAGAAGCAACUCCAUGAGCUAUUCCAGGAGAGUUUUCGAGCCAACCAAGUUGAAAACAAGCUCGGUGAUAUUGAGUUACCUCCAAAUUCGCCAAGUAACAGCCCAUACAGCCCUAUUGUGAUCUCAGAUCAAGCUCCCGGUUCCGUGAAGAAAGCAAAGUCUGCCCAAUCGCCUCAGUGCUGCAUCCCGAGUCUGGUCCGAAGCCUCAGCUUCGGAGAGAGGAAGAAGAGGAUGAAGCCCGCAAAUGGUACUGUAGUUCAGUCUAGUGUAAUGGAAGGUAAGGCUUAGCUUUACUUGCGCAAUAUACUAAGCAAGCAAUUUUUCUGUAAGUCAGAAUAACCGUAAAAAGCCGAAACUUCAUAUCCCUUUUGUUCCUGAGUUUGGAUCGAUUGCCAAGCAGAUUCGUGACCUCUGUAUAUGAUGUGUUAUAUAUGAUGUCUAACACUAUGUUUUCACUCA